Phymastichus coffea is the source of this 1899-nucleotide messenger RNA. Its product is annotated as COMM domain-containing protein 8-like. NCBI's taxonomy places the organism in Eukaryota, Metazoa, Arthropoda, Insecta, Hymenoptera, Eulophidae. The transcript is spliced from 7 exons. Bases 217 to 765 code for a protein of 182 amino acids. The record is from RefSeq and is a predicted model, not a curated record.
UAGAUGUAGAUCGGUCGACUGAUCGUUUUUAUUUAGAAAGAAGUGACUGAAAUGUAAAGUAUUUUUGUUUUAGAACUUUUCUAUUAUUGCAAUGCACCAGGUACCUCCUGUAUCUCUGCAGCGUUACAAAUAAACGUAGUUCUUGCAGUUACAAUAACUAACAAUAACAAUUUAAUAUUAUUUAAUUUUAGAAUUUUCUCUCAAAUUUCUUUAGAGAUGGAUACUGAUCAAACAAUCUCAGGACUGUUCAAUAAAAAUGAGCCCGAGAAAUUAAACAAAUUUUUGCAUGAAUGUAUUGAUCAGAUAUGUGGUUGUAAGGGACCACUGUAUCAAAAGUAUUGUAACUCAAGCUGGACCAAGGAAGAAUUCAAUGAUUUUUAUAUACAAAUACUAAAACUACUACAUAAUCCUAAUAGUUUAUAUUGUGAUAUAGAAAAAAUGUCAUUAGAAUUUCAUGAACUGCCAAAGCACAUACAAGAUGCAAUGAUGACUUGUCUUAAAGUACGCAAAAGUGAAUUAACUGAUGCUCUAUUAUACCACUAUUCAUCCAAACAUAAACCAACUUUAUUAAACUAUGAUUGGAGUUUAAAGUAUGUAAUGGGCUCUAGUACAAUGGUAUCUAUACGUGAGCCCCUUUUACAACUAAACUUAAUUUGUAAAGACAAAAAAGAAGAGAAUAUUAUUAAAUUAGAACUCGAUGAAAGUGAAUUAAAUAUGUUAAUUGAAACAUUGGAAACAGUUGCGAAUCCUCUACGGACCAUGUGACGGAGCGAUCGAUCAUCUCAAGCUGGGCUGCUAUAGCUAACAGCCACGACAUUGGAGUCGGCCUGACUGUUUAAACCUGCUUUGCUCUGAUACGGCAGCAGGCCUGUCGUGGCAGGGAGAAGUAAUAAUAUCCACCUUUGUCUAUUCUCCAGCGGGGAACCGCGUUAGCAUUACUUCCCACUGGUGAACUUGUGUCAUAUUCUUUUUAUCGUCAUAUCCUUUGCCUCAUCCUAUUCAUUCGAUCUUUUAUACGCAUUCGCGCUCAUUUGCACUCGUCAUUCACUCGACUUCCAGAUAGACAUUAUUCUACUUCAAUUUAAAAUCAUUACAGUGCUAAACGAACAAAGGUUUUAAAAAUUAAUAUAAACUUUAUUAUCAGAUCAGUUUUAUACACACACGCGCGCAAGCGAGCGCGCGCAAGUUUUUGAUGCUAUUGACGGGAAAGUCUAUUGAACAUUCUUAUUGCACUCUAGGAAACUGCUGCUCUUUGGGACUAUUAAUUAGAGAAUUUGUUUUACAAGAUUUAUGUAAAAUAAAUUUCAUAAACACCCUUUCCAAUAAAGAAAUUGUGAAUCCGAUGAUAUUAUUUACUACCGUUAUUUUUGAAUACAUUAAUAUCGACUUUUCGUUCAAAAUACACUAUAAGCAGCUACAUAUGCAUUAUCACGUUUACAUCUAUUAUAUUUUAUUGUUUUGUCCAUCUUUAAUUAAUUUAUUGCUGCGUUAUUUAUUAUAAAAUAAAUAUAACGCACGAUAUAUCGAUAAUUAUUGCCUUCUCGUCGUACGAAUUCAAUUUUCAUAUGACGAAAUUGCGUAUAACAGUGAGUUACUAUAAGGUUACUAUAAAGUUGGAAAUCGAAAUAUAUCAGAACCAAUUAUAAGUUCAAACUUGUAGCAAAAAUUAUAGAUCUUAUCUUUUGUAGAAAGCAAUAAGUUGACAACAUUCCAUGUAAAAUCCACAAUGUCAUCAUUGCUCGAAAAAGUUUUGCAAACUCCUACGGCACGUUAUACUAUCCUAUUCUUCAAAAUGCAUAAAAUAUCGUUCCAGUUGCUUUCAUUUUUAUUGUAUUAUGCAUAAUUAAAAUACAGUGUGAUUGAUUGUACGAAGAAUGAAUCUUAUUACUCCUUAAGAAC